AUGGCGAGCGGGGAAGAGGCCAGCGGACGCCCCUCGGUUACCUCCUCCUCAGUCGGGCUGGAGGAUCUGUUUCCCGCCGAGACCUCGGAGGAGAAGUGCCGGUACGGGAACCCGGAGCUCGACCGCCUGCAGGAGCGUCUCCAGGCUUGGUUGUCCCAGUACGAGCCCUUGUUGCUGUGGGUGCAGCGGCUGCUGGUGUGGGAGAGGCCGCUGUACAGCGUCUCCGCCGCCCUCACGCUCAACACGCUGUUCUGGCUGGUGUCCUCCACCUCUCUGCGGCCCCUGUUCCUGCUGAGUGUGUCCCUGCUGGGGUUGAUGCUGCUGGAGAGAUGGAAGCCCAAGUUGCCCAUCAUCACUGUCCAACCUGCAGAGGUUCAGCCUGAACAAAGUGAAACGCUGAGCUCGGAGCACCGUCUGCUCAGCGUUCCUGAGCUCAGCCACCACCUGACGGAGAGCUACCUGACCUGCUGCCUGUACCUGCAGGAGACCCUGCAGUACAAACGGAGGAACCACGGCAAGUUCUGCGCGAUGGUGUGCAGCGGCUGCUUUGUGCUCGCCGGGGUUGGACAUUACGUGCCGGGAAUCAUGAUAUCGUACAUUAUAGCUCUGAGCGUGCUGCUCUGGCCGUUGGUGGUGUAUCACGAGCUGAUCCAGAGGAUGUACACGGGCCUGGAGCCGAUCCUGAUGAAACUGGACUACAGCAUGAAGGGGGAAACUGAGCACCGCAAGCACGACAAGAGGAAGGUCAGGAAGGAGCUGGAAGAGGGAGGCGAGCCCCAAGAGGACACGGACAGCGAGAGCGAAGAGGACGAGGAGGAACUGUGCUGCUUUGCUCCGACGGUGGAUGUGAAAACUACGGCUCUGGCUAUGGCCAUCACGGACUCGGAGCUGUCGGACGAAGAGGCGUCUAUUUUGGAGAGCGGCGGGUUCUCGGUGUCCAGAGCCACCACCCCGCAGCUAACGGACCUCUCUGAAGACUUGGACCAGCAGAGUUUACACAGCGACCCCGAGGAGGCCUUCCUGCGGGAUCUCCCAGAGUUCCCUUCGGUGGAGGAGUUCCCAGCCAGCGAGCACAGCCUGCUGCACUUCCCCCCGCGAGGCUCGGCUCAGGGAGACGGGGCGCAGGCCGGCACCGAACCAGAGAAGGAACCGCUGAGUCCCGCCAGCCUCCUCAUCCAGCACCUGGCCUCGCCUCUGCACUUUGUGAACUCGCACUUCAACGGACACGGGCGGCCACCCGGCGCCGCGGACGGGGCGCAGAGGCCUGUGGCAGAGGGACGCGAAGCGGUGACCCAGGGAACCCAGCGCUCCCUGGAGGCGCUGAGCGAGGAGAUCGUGAGCACGGCCAUCUCCACCGUGGUGCAGAACACUCUGUCGGCCCUGCUGCGCUCCGGCGAGGCCAGCGAGGAGCCGUCCCUCGCCGAGUUCGUCCCUGCUGAAACCCCACCGGACCCUCUGGAGACCCCCACCCAGUCCACCAACGCCGCCGACACUGCAGCCGGGGCGCUGGAUCCCGACAGGGACCUGGACGAGGGGGUCACGACGGAAAGCAGCGCCGGCGAGGAGUUCCCUGACGACACGCUAGUCCCGACCGAGGAAGAGGACUUUGAGGUGUUGGACCAAAGUGAACUGGAGCAGGUGGACGAGGGGCUGGAGCCCGGCUCGGACGGAGAGGUGGGGGGAGCGGCUCCAGACACAACCAUAUCUCUACAUGCACAGUCAUAGCCCACACUCGUCCCCACAUGUAUCCCUUUUGUUUUUACUAUUCUCCGUUGAAACAACCUUAUUUACCCUCGUACACGACAAAUUAUUAUCGUUUUAUUUUGGCGGUAUCGUGGCAGGUGCCUGAAAACAUUCUGCUUUCGCAUUUCAGCGUUCUUCUCAGCUUCGGUAUCUGAGCUGUUUCACGUUCAGAAGAUGCUAUCUGGUGGAGGUCACACUAACGAAGCCUUACCGUCCCAUUGAACGGGACGUACGUUUGUUUUGUUUUCUUACAAGCUGGUACAGUUUACAGAUUAACGUAUCUGAGGCGUGCUCUGGUCAUAAUACAAGAUUACAGCCUUCAGUUGUAUUUGUUGAGCUGCUAACCCUUCUACUCCUACAUCGAGUCAUGGAUUAGACAUAAAUAAUGUAAUUCUUAAAUAUGCUGUCUCACCAAAACUAGCCCAAGUUUUUAUUUUCUCCGUUCAGUGAUUACAGGUUACAGAUAAAGGUAGAAUAAUCUGACCCUGUUGGGGAUUUAAUGCAGUUCCAGAGAUAAUGAAGGCUCCAGAUAAAAGUAAGUGGGCUUCAUUUUAUUUUUAAUUUGCACAUUUAUCAGUUGCAAACAAUCAAAUGCAUGAUCUCAAGCACAAAUAACGCAAUUUUCUUUUCAUGGUAUGUCCCCUUGGAGCAUUUUUUUUUUUUAAACGAAACAAACAUCUGAGCCAUGUGGCUGCUACAGUUGAGGCUUCGUUUGUUGCCCGUUGACUCGAUAAAACGGUUGUUGUUUAUUAUUGCAUAAAAAUCUAAAUCUGGUGAAGUUAAGCAUCCUGCGAACAAUUAGGAUGCAUUAGCUACCGGUUGAAUCCGUCCAAGCAGAUGUUAAUCUCAAUGGUACCCAACCGUGGUCCUUGUGGAACACCAUCCUGCAUGUUU
This is a messenger RNA of Nematolebias whitei (Rio pearlfish), 2637 nucleotides long. RefSeq names its product reticulophagy regulator family member 2 (gene retreg2). NCBI's taxonomy places the organism in Eukaryota, Metazoa, Chordata, Actinopteri, Cyprinodontiformes, Rivulidae. The transcript has 9 exons. The record is from RefSeq and is a predicted model, not a curated record. Bases 1 to 1725 code for a protein of 574 amino acids.